GCAGCGCCUUACCGCGAGGGCAACCAUGAUGGCUGCUCUCCUCAGGUAUGCCUGUCGUUGGUUGGCCUCGCCGUGUCGGUAAUUGGUGCUCUCUUUGGCAUGUUCUUCUUCAGCAUUCAGUGGCGCAACUACAACGUGUGGCUCGGUGGUCAGCUGCAGUGGAGGUGUAGCCUCGUGGUUUGCUCCCUGAGAUACGCCAGCCCGAGUUCGCUGAUGGAGAGAGCCUUAGACAAGCUGCUCCAGCAACAGUACGCCUCACCGGAAAUGGAACAGUGGGCGAUUGACUUCUGCAACGGGAGAGUAGAGAUGUUCCCUACGCUGUGGAACUUGAAUUUCUGCAAGAACCAGAAUCUCUACCGCGUGCAGUACAAACUCUUUGGGGCAUUCUGCGAGCGCAGUGAUUAUGCUGGAAAGUUCAUUGAUGGCGAGAUUUGGAGCAUCAUGAUCCAGACAUCUCGCACAGCGUUCAUCAUGGCUUCGCUGAGCGUGAUCGCCACCUUGUCAACGGCAGUCUUCUUGAUCAAGGACCACCAGGUCUUGUCCAAAACGAAGAAGCCGCGCUGGGCUGUGUCUGAGGCGACGACGGGGAAGUUCCGGCCGUACGUGAAGAUCUGCGCUGGCGUGUCGCCGCUGCUCUUACUUCUGGCUGAUCUUUGGUGGAAGCACAUGGAAUUCAGCAGCAUUUAUUUGUUUCAGCUGUUUGGCCCAACUUUCUUUGCGCCCCUCACCAAAGCCAAUCCAGAAGCCAUGGGACCCAUGAAAGCGAUGAAGGCUAUGAAAGCCAUGAAGGCCAUGAAGGCAGCCCGAGCGGCUCCAAAGAGUGAGAUUGCCGCACAGUUGGUGGACAGCGUGGGUUUGAAGAAGAGCGAGGUGAUGCAGGUCUUGGAUUCCCUCGCAGGCCUUGCCACCAAGGAGUUGAAGAAGGCAGGGAAGUUCACCCUUCCUGGGCUCGUCAUGAUCAAGACCCGCAAGAAGAAAGCCACCAAGGCUGGCAAGAAAAUGAUGUUCGGAAAGGAAGUGAAAGUGAAGGCACAGCCAGCAAAAACGGUAGUUAAAGCGUUCCCAGUCAAGGCCGUCAAAGACGAGUUCUAA
This is a messenger RNA of Symbiodinium pilosum, 1092 nucleotides long. Lineage: Eukaryota; Dinophyceae; Suessiales; Symbiodiniaceae. The record is from the annotation of a GenBank genome assembly.